AUGGCGUCCACAGAUAUGAUCCUUUCGGUUGUGGCCCUCAUCUUCUUCGCCAUAAUGCUCGUCCAAUUCACAUACCGCUUCCUCCAAUCCCGCUGGUCAGUCUACGCCUACAUCAUGCUCUUCACCCUCAUCCGCAUCGCCGCCUUUGGAAUCCGCGCCUACCUCGACUCCAACCCCACCAACCUCUCCGUCAGCACGUACACCAACCUCGUGGUCAUUGAGUUGAUCCUUCUCUCCAUCGGUGUCGUAUUCAUCAUGAAACUCCUCGUACAGCUUUAUGGAUCUCUGCUGCCAAAGCUUCGUGCUCAAGAAUCCAACGCGGGGCCAGACUUGUUUGAGAGGAUCGUCAUUGAAAAGACUCGAUUCGUCCUCCUCCCACUCGUCAUCCUCGUCAUCGUCGGAGCCGUCGACUCGACACCAGGUCACUCCCAAUCCGACCUAGACACGGGUCUCAUCCUCCGUAAAGUCGGAAUCUGUCUGUUGUGCAUCCUCGGAUUCUGGUACCUCUUUGCCGCAUACACCUACCGCCAACGUUUCCACUCCCACAGUCGUCAAGCCUUUACGAUCGGCUUCAUCGCUACAGCCCUGUUCCAGGUCUCGUUGAUCUACAAGGUUAUUUACACGUUUUACCCUGCCGCGCAGAACUCAACGGUGGUCUAUUUCUUGUUGAUCCCAGUCUUGGAGAUUACUGCCCUAGGCUUUUUGUGUACUGACCUUCAAGCCCACUUCCGUGGUGGAGAAUCGGCGUACCACCACAACAACGAUAUCGAGAUUGUUGCGCCUGCUGCUUCCAACGGUGCUGCUGCUCAGCCUACUGGUUAUUACCCUAUCCACCAGCAACAGCAACAGCAACAGCACCAGUACUAG
Molecule: messenger RNA, 867 nt
Organism: Linnemannia hyalina
Lineage: Eukaryota; Fungi; Mortierellomycota; Mortierellomycetes; Mortierellales; Mortierellaceae
Source: the annotation of a GenBank genome assembly